This is a messenger RNA of Argentina anserina (silverweed cinquefoil), 3858 nucleotides long. Its product is annotated as putative pentatricopeptide repeat-containing protein At1g74580. NCBI's taxonomy places the organism in Eukaryota, Viridiplantae, Streptophyta, Magnoliopsida, Rosales, Rosaceae. Gene Ontology annotation, molecular function: protein binding. The record is from RefSeq and is a predicted model, not a curated record.
CCUAAUUGCCCCAAUGUGAUGCUGUUCUUGGAGAAUUCAUCUUCAGCCACACAGAGAUUCCAAAGAGUUGGGAAACUUUUACAUUUCAGGUAAAUUCCAUUUUAUCUGGUGAUUUUUAACUUUUAUCUAUCUGUUCAAAACUAUACAAAGUGAACUCUAGGGUCUUUGAUUCUGGGGAGCCCCAAAAAUUGAAACUUUUCUCUUGUGUCUGUUCAAAGAUUGGAACUUUAAGUUUAAGAGUUUACUUUUAAGUUAGAUUAAAAAAAGUGAUGAAAUCUUCUGUGUAAAUGAGUGAUAGUUACUAUUGUGGUUUCAGGAUAGGUAAAGCCUGAAGCUAACUUCUUCUAGGUUUUGGGUUUUAUUGCUAUAAUCUAUCAGUUAUAGAGAUUUGGGAUGAGUCGUGCUUUACUUCCCGAGCAUGUUUCUGCUGUUGUAAAAUGUCAAAAGGAUCCUCUGAAAGCGCUUGAGAUGUUUAAUUCGGUGAAGAAGGAAGAUGGGUUUAAGCACACAUUGUCUACUUACAAGUCUAUGAUUGAGAAGCUUGGGUUUCACGGGGAGUUUGAUGCCAUGGAGCGUGUGCUUGCCGAGAUGAGGAUGAAUAUCGAUAACAGGUUGCUAGAAGGAGUGUACAUUGGGGCCAUGAGGCAUUAUGGAAGGAAAGGAAAGAUUGAAGAAGCUGUGAAUGUGUUUCACCGGAUGGAUUUUUAUAAUUGUGAGCCGUCCGUUCAGUCGUAUAAUGCAAUUAUGAAUAUACUUGUUGAGUUUGGGUAUUUCAAUCAAUCGCAUAAGGUGUAUAUGAGGAUGAGAGAUGAGGGGAUUAAUCUAGAUGUGUAUACUUAUACAAUACGAAUAAAGUGUUUCCGUAGGACUAGUAGGCCUCACGCUGCAUUGAGGCUUCUUAGUAACAUGUCUUUGCAGGGCUGUGAGUUCAAUGCUGUUGCAUAUUGUACAGUAAUCAGUGGAUUUUAUGAAGAGAAUUAUCAGUUUGAGGCAUGUGAAUUGUUUGAAGUCAUGCUUGGGCGAGGAUUGUGCCCUGAUGUUACCACAUUUAAUAAGCUUAUACACACCCUGUCCGGAAAGGGGGAUGUCCAAGAAGGUGAAAAGCUUCUCAACAAAGUUCUGAAGAGGGGAGUGUCACCAAAUUUGUUUACACUUAAUAUUUUCAUUCAAGGGCUGUGCAAAAGAGGCUUUCUUAACAGGGCUGUCAGAAUGUUAAAUGGUUUUAUGAAGGAAGCUAAGUCCAAUGUUGUCACGUAUAAUACCUUGAUCUUUGGCUUGUGUAAAAACUUCAAGGUUGAGGAAGCAGAGUCCUAUAUGCGUAAAAUGGUGAACAAUGGAUUUCAGCCUGAUGCCUUUACCUACAACAGUAUAAUUGAUGGAUAUUGCAAAUUGGGCAUGAUGAAGAAAGCAGAUAAGAUUCUCAGUGACGCCAUUUUCAAGGGGUUUGUACCUGAUGAGUUCACAUAUUGCUCUUUAAUUAAGGGUUUUUUCCAGGAUGGUGAUAUUGACCGUGCUGUGGCUGUAUUUAAGGAGGCAUUAGGAAAGGGAUUAACGUUUAAUAUUGUUCUUUUUAACACACUGGUGAAAGGGUUGUCAGAGAAUGGGCUUAUCUUGCAAGCCUUACAACUGAUGAAUGAGAUGUCAGAAAAGGGUUGCAGUCCUAAUAUUUGGACUUACAAUUUAGUUAUAAAUGGGUUGUGCAAGAUGGGUUAUGUUUCUGAUGCCAGUAGACUUGUUGAUGAUGCCAUUGCCAAAGGUUACUUUCCUGAUAUAUUUACGUUCAAUACAAUAAUUGAUGGUUACUGUAAACGGUUGAAUCUGAAUAAUGCAAUUGAGAUAAUAAAUUGCAUGUGGAGUCAUGGUGUUAUUCUUGAUGUGAUCACAUAUAAUACUGUAUUAAAUGGCCUUUGCAAGUCUGCAAAAUAUGAGGAUGUGAUGUGCACUUUUCAGGCGAUGAUGGAGAAAGGGUGUAUUCCUAACAUCGUUACGUAUAACAUACUAGUAGAAAGCCUUUGCAAAGUGCGGAAAGUAAAUGAGGCCUUGGGCAUGCUACAGGAAAUAAAAAACAAGGGCUUGACUCCAGAUAUUGUUUGUUUUGGCACAUUGAUGAGCGGUUUGUGCAGCAAUGGGGAAUUGGAUGGAGCUUACCAUCUACUUAGAAGAAUGAAAGAGGAAUAUGAUACAUCACAUACAACAGCAACACACAAUAUCAUGAUCAAUGCUUUAUGUGAAAAGCUAGAAAUGAGUACUGCAGAAAAACUAUAUAGUGAGAUGUGUGACAGCGACAGUAACAGUGUGCCAGAUGGUUUCACGUACCGUGUCAUGAUCGAUGGUUUCUGCAAAGUAGGAAACACUGAUUCAGGGUACAAUUUUCUCCUGAAAAAGAUUGAAAAGGGUUUUAUACCAGCAUUGAUGACAUUUGGGAAAGUGCUAAAUUGUCUCUGCAUGAACCACAGAGUUCAUGAAGCAGUUGGUAUCAUCCACCUGAUGGUGCGCAAAGGCACUGUUCCUGAGGUUGUCAACUCGAUAUUCGAGGUUGAUAAGAAGAUAAUAGCAGCCCCUAAGAUUCUUCUUGAAGAUUUAUUGAAGAAGGGCCUUAUCACAUAUUCUGCUUAUGAGCUUCUAUAUGAUGGAAUUAGAGAUAGAAAGUUAGUCAAGAAAACAAAAAAAGGUUCCACACAGCUUGCUGCAACUUCACAACAAACUUUGUGACUGUUGUAAAGAUCUGUAUAUUCAUUUAUGUUACAUACUUCUUGAGAUUGUAAAACACAGUGACUCCAAAAAUUUGACGUAGCAACCUUUUUUCUCAGUGGUUUGGGAGCUUCUAAGAGUAAGUUACUGCUGAGCUAUCGCUCUUGUUCAUUAUUUUAUUUUUGAAGCUUAAUUUUUUUUCCGCAUAGAUUGCUGAGUUUAAUUACAUCACUGGCCAUAACUAAGUAGAUGGCUGACGUAUUGUUAUCUUCCAUUUACAGCCUUAUUUGUCACAGACUUUGCGGAGACAUCAAGUAUUGGCGUUCAUCUUGUUUUCACGACCAAAUAUACACUGGAAUCACCCCAAAUGUCUUGUGCUUAUAAUGAAGAUAUUUUGUUCUUUUAUUUGCGUCUGUAUCAUGGGAGGAAGCAUUAGGUUGGUCUUCUGGCUUUGAUAUUCCUUCAGUUUCUUUAUAUUCUAACUUUUAUCUGGUAAUAUUUACUUUCCAUCAUGUCUUCACAUGUUUUUCAUAGCUGAUCCUGGUUCAAUCAUGGACGAUUUUAUGGAAGCAUCAUGAUUCUCAUAUGUUAUGUCAUAAUCUAAUUCAGAAGGUGUUGGCUGUCAUGCAGAAAAUUAAUGAGAAGAAAAUUGUGAGGACUUGAACAUAUGUGGCCUUUUGGCUUUGGUUCCAACACGACUGGUUGGUUCCUUAUGCAAGCACAUCCUACAGGAUGUUUUUGGUGAGAUUACUUUUAUUGGAUCUACAUGCUCGAUGCUCUAUCUUAUUGAGUAUGUUGGAGAAGUUAUGAUUUUGUAAACGAGUGUCUUACAGAGUUCACAAGGGAUUACAAUAGUUGCUUGAUGCAUGCUAUGCUCGCAGGAAGGUCUGAGAGCAUGGUAUAUGUGAGUUUAUCAUGUUUCUGGACAGGAGGAUCCAAAGACAAGCUUGUGGAAGAUUUCGUAAUCAUGAAGAAUGUUCAUCAAUGUUACAUGGGAAAACUCUUUGUGAUAUUGAGAGAUGUUAUCAGUAGUUGGCUAGUUCAACUCUCACUACAGUGAAUGUUGUACUCUGUAAAAUUUAUUACUAUUUACCCUAUAAGUAUGGGAAAAUAUUGGUUUAUCGCAAUUCAAAAUUUCUAAUGUUGACAGUUACAGCUUCAUAAGUA